Molecule: messenger RNA, 1177 nt
Organism: Ilex paraguariensis (yerba mate)
Lineage: Eukaryota; Viridiplantae; Streptophyta; Magnoliopsida; Aquifoliales; Aquifoliaceae
Source: the annotation of a GenBank genome assembly
AUGGGUACAGGAAAUGAGGAAAGAAAACUAGUAAAGUGAGAAAAUUUGAAAGGGCGCUCAAAAGCUGUACCCUUGGAACACAAAAUAUGUAGGCUGAGAAUGCUGUGAAGUGGAUUCCGAUUCUUCAUCGACGCCAAAGCUAGGGUUUUGUGACUUCUGUUGAGGCUUUUGAGGACUGACUUGAUUGGUCAUGGAUCGGCUGCGUCCUAGACAGAGAGAGGUUUUCACUGGCUUUACUGCAAAUGAGAUUGAGAAAAUGGAGACAUUACUCAAGGAAUGUGGAGAACAGUCUUUGGAGCAGGAAUUUUGUAAAAAACUUGCAAAAAAUUUCAAUUGCUGUAAAGACCGUGCUGGAAAGCCAAGUGUGAAGUGGACUGAGGUGCAAAGUUGGUUCCAGAACAGGCAGAAAGAUUGUCCAUCCAAAAAUACUUCUCCUGGUGCCCUCAACAAAUUGUCAAUUGUACCAGAAGCUUGUCCUCCAGAAAAAGCAAAUGAAAAUUCUCAAAUGCCUAAAGGUGAAAAGACUCCAGAUCUAUCAGAAUUGGAAUUUGAGGCUAGGUCAUCAAAAGAUGGGGCAUGGUACGAUGUGGAUACAUUUCUGACCCACAGAUUUCUUAGUUCAGGUGAAGCUGAAGUUCGUGUAAGAUUUGCUGGCUUUGGGGCAGAGGAGGAUGAAUGGGUAAAUGUGAAAAAGGCAGUGCGCGAACGCUCUGUUGCUUUGGAGCAUUCUGAAUGCCAGAAAGUAAAAGUUGGAGAUCUCGUACUCUGCUUCCAGGAGAGGAGUGAUCAAGCAAGAUACUAUGAUGCUCGUGUCCUAGAAAUUCAAAGGAGAUUGCAUGAUAUAAGAGGCUGCAGGUGUCUUUUCUUGAUUCGAUAUGACCAUGAUGACAUUGAGGAAAGAGUUCGUUUACGGAGAUUAUGUUGCCGACCAACAUAUUAAGGCUUUCAAGCAAAUGCUCAAAUUUUGUGACCCUCAGUCUGGCUCAUUGCCAUCUUUUGUACUCAAUUAGAUGAAUACAUGAAUGAAAAAAAAAAAAAGGUAUAUCAGAGUUUAAGGAGCAUAGAAGGAAACCUGUGUGUUUUCGGCUUUUCUUUGAUCUUGAACUCAUUCUAUAUUUUAUGCUGACCGUAAAUACUUAUAUUGUGGAAUUUGUGUAGUUUCAAUGGCAAUGUGAGG